Galdieria sulphuraria is the source of this 974-nucleotide messenger RNA. RefSeq lists its product as uncharacterized. The record is from RefSeq and is a predicted model, not a curated record. The transcript has 3 exons. Lineage: Eukaryota; Rhodophyta; Bangiophyceae; Galdieriales; Galdieriaceae. Bases 30 to 317 code for a protein of 95 amino acids.
AAAUUUUGAAAAGCAUUUUGGGAUGCUCAAUGAACAUUCAAAAUAUUUCUGAUGAUGAAUAUAUUCAAGACAGAAAUGAAAGCAUUCGACUAGGAAAAAUAAUCGAAAAACUUUAUCAAGAAAGGGACCAAGCCAUACAAGAUGCAAAGCAACUAGCAAAAGCCCUUGAACGGAAGAAAGAAAGCAAAGGUUCUUCCAGUGUGUCUGCCUUGUCAACGAAGCAUAUUACCUGCAAUUUGUCUCCAAAGCUUCUUUCUAUUUUGGCUUAUAGUGAUAUUAUCUUUAUAGGUCAGAAUGUUUCUCUCACUUAUGGAUGAUAGCUAAAAGUAUACUUUCAAAGACUUUCAAUAAUUCUGUCAACCUCAAGUGGGGAAGAUUUUACUUCCUCGAGUCGUACUCGAUUCACAAUGUUUCUUGGAAGAUAUGAAAUGGAAAUGGUUUGUUUCAGAUGAGUAUAAUUGUAGGCUAGUCUCUACAGAAUGUUUUUAUAUUCCCAAUCCAAACGACGUAAAUCAAAAUCUACAAGUGGAAUGGACUCGAAAGCUUGAAAAUGAUAUCGUAGUGCAAAGUUUCCAUUUGGGAAAAAUUCGUCUCUGUUCUUAUGUAGAAAAACUAUUAAUGUCCUUUGAACUUAUGGGAAGCGCUAUAUUCACAGGAUUGCUCAAUCAUCAAGGAGAAGUCCUCACGAUGGUGAUAGAAAAGGAAUAUCUUUCUAUAGGCUAUGAUAUGAAAACUCAUACGGAUGGCAAUUUUUACUUUGAUAUGAAGGAAAUCAGAGUUCAUUGCAUGGACUCUUCUCAUUCAAAGCCUGGCUUUUGUAUCAAUUCCGAAUACGAAUUCUUUGUAGAAACAAGGUUGGAACUGAUUUUGAUAUACUGUACUAUUCAUAUGUUUGCAUUAUCUGCAAAUACUUGGGGAACCAACUCGCUUUCAUCGACAAAGUGGACACUUGGAAGAAAGCAAAAUGUUGAAGA